This is a messenger RNA of Nylanderia fulva, 10118 nucleotides long. The record is from RefSeq and is a predicted model, not a curated record. Lineage: Eukaryota; Metazoa; Arthropoda; Insecta; Hymenoptera; Formicidae.
AUGCGGUUACGUAAUUUGUUAUCGUCAGAUUAUGUAAUCAGCAGUCACAAUAAGUCAAUAAGUGAGGAUUUUCGCUCUGCUCUCGAAAUACGUAGCCGCGCGUAAAAAGAAUGCCUGCGUCUGCAGUUGCAUGACAAUCUGCAAUCGGUCGAAAAUAAUAAGCAGGAGACGUUGGAAAUGGGUGGACACUUCUGGACGAGUCAAGCGUGCAAGAAGACACAGAGAGACAGUCUGAAGUCUGAGGUCAGGGAAAGAGGAUAGAGCGUGCUUAUCGUGCAUCGUCUCCAGCUACCUCACGGAAUCUACUUCUCCUCUUGCUUCUCCUUACCCACCAUCACUCUCCUCCCUAAUCUUUCCCUCUCUUUUUCUCACCUCCCGGCUUGCUUCGCAGCUUCCCUGUACUGCAAACGACUCAGCUGACGUUUGCGAAAAAAAAGCACGAGGGUCCAUGUGUUGCGAGACUCGUAUGUAUACGCUCGAGCUACGUCCGAUCUUGGUCGAGCUCUGCUAAUCUAGAUAAAAUACGCGAUCAUCAAAAAAUGAAGCAGCCAAUCUAUCUAAUUAAGCUCGAGAUUGUCCAUUGUACGAGUAUACUUUUACUAAAUAUUAUAGAGUGCAUAUUCGUCUCUUUUUUUAAUUUUUAAUAAAAUGCAUUUUUUUUAAAUGAUGUCGAAAGCACAGCUAGCCGUACCUUCAAACUUUUAACCGCCAAUGAUGCUUCAAAUGAUGUCAUAGAACCUUUGACGUAAUCGCUUCCUUGACCGAGCGAUUUUUGAGAGCUUCUGUCGACACUUGUAAGAUUUGUCAGAGUAAAGUUGAAACUUUAGAGCACUUAGCAGUAAAUUGUAUUGUGUAGAAAUAAGAAACAAUGCUAUAAAUCAAUUAUUGGGAAGAAAGAAUUUUGUUUAGUUGCAUGAAAAAAUUGUAAAGGACAUGGACGCAGAUAUAAUAACUUAAGUACGCAAAAAAUAUGAUACAGGCAAGUAUUUACGUGUCUUAAAACGACGUGCACAAGCUGUAGCAAUGUCGAUAGAAUGCAGUCUUUACGCGAAGGUAACAGAAUGCGCCAGGAAACGAAUUGCACGAGGAGCACGUCGAGUGGUGCGGCACAAUCUAGUAUUCCCAGUGCUAUUGCAGGCCCAAUGACCUGAUUGUGGCUGUUCGAAAAAUUUAUUUCCCUCCGUCACUAUUACUCAUCAAGGACUCAACUAUACUACUCAACUACAGUGGUCACAUUUUAUUAAUAAUUGGAACUUUGAACGUAAAGAUGAAAAAAAGAUAUCAAAGAUAAAAUUGAAUUUGAGAUAAUGGGAAAAAUUCUUCUCAUACGAAUCUUGAGAUAUCUCUGAAUACCUGAAGUAUAAUUAUGUAUGACAAGUUUAAAGUGAGUAUAUGUGUGUGCGAAUUGAAAAUAACUCCGCCCUCGAGAGAACUUAAUUAGAAGCGAAAUAAAAGUAUAAAGAUUGCAGAUACAAUUUUUUAAUCAUGUCAAGAUAUCGAUGGAAGCUGCACUCUCAAUAUAAUUAAUUGCGACUUCGCUAAUGAGACUGCUUGUUAUAAAUAGUGGCCACUCGACACUGUACGAGCGAGAUGAACACGUACCUUUCUAUUCGUGGCACAAUUUUCGGGGAUCGAUAUAUCGAUCGGCGUACUAGUGUCUUCAAAUAGCGGAGUAGUUAGCGCCUCUCUGUCAAAGAUUUUCAGGAGAACAGUGAGAAUGAGAAAUGAAGAAAAACAUGAUGCGCAUAUCUCUCUUCGUAUGCAACUACGAUUGCAAAUCUUUUGGAUUUAACAUAUUCGAUAAUAAACGUCUUUUAUUUAUUAUUACGUUGUAACUUUGUAGGAAAAUACAAUUUUUCAAUUUUUAAUAUUAUAUACACAAUAUAUCUUAUUUAGCAAGAAACAUCUAAUUACAGUUUUAAUUUAAUUUCAAAAAUGUCAUGAAAAUUAGAAAAAUUAUAUUUUCCGAAUAAAUAAGAUUUUUUGAACGUGUUUCUAGAAAAAGUCGUAAAAUAUUAAAGAGACAAAAUGCGAGAAGAUAAAGACAAAAUUAAUUAAUAAAUUUAAAAGAACUUCUAAAAUUUAACCUCGAACAGAGACACAAUGAAACUUGUAAAUGGGGCUAAUGACACAAACAAUAAGAUAGAAGAUUUUAAGAAUACAGAUGUGUGAUGACGACGACGCUGAUAUGCCGCAUUGGAGUAAAUUUGAGGGAUUGUAAACCAUGACACGGGCACAUCUUUACCCCGGAGGGAUUACCACCACCUCUCGGCCGAUCCAGCUCGCGAUACUCCAGAUUCUCCAGAUUCACAGCCUGUCGUCAUGUACGAGAGUUACCCCUUCUUUGCGCCGGUACUUGUUCCCUCUGUGCCUCUGUCAAGUGGAGGAGAAGCAGUCGCGGUUGGAAGGUAUUGCCGUUCCUGGUCCACCACCUUCGCAGCCACCACCACCUCCAUCGUCGUGGGGUUGGUGCCUAUACGCAACGAUGAGGAUUCUGCAGAUUUGACAAAGUCGUUUCAAGAACUCAGUCGUUGCUUGCCUGUCCUCGUAAAUUCGGGAUUACUUAUUAAGGAGCUCAUUCGCGCUUCCGAAUUAUCUCGAAAAUCUUCAUUUCCUUCUUCUUUCUCUCUUUCUUCUCUUGAGAAGUGUGUGACUUGUAUUCGUUUCCUUCCUACAUAUUUUUCUGUUUUUCUCUUUUGCUUUCUUUCUCGCUUCUCGUGUCGUUUCGAUCGUCGACUCAAAAAUGCGUUAAAGCACGACGGAUACACAUCCAUGGAGGAGAUACACGGAAGCGGCAUGUCUUCCGCGACGCUCUCAUCCGUUUUGCUUCUUCUACUCUUUGGUCGCGCCACGAAUGCCCAAAAAAGUUUAGAAUUUUUCGAUCUCCUGCCGGAAGAUCCUAAGUUGUACGAUAAAAUGAGACCUCCCAAGAAAGAUGGUCAACCAACUGUUGUAUAUUUUCACGUUACUGUGAUGGGACUCGAUUCCAUCGACGAAAAUUCAAUGACGUACGCCGCCGACAUUUUCUUUGCCCAAACAUGGAAAGACAAUAGACUCCGACUUCCGGAAAAUAUGACAUCCGAGUAUAGAUUAUUAGAGGUUGAUUGGUUGAAAAACAUGUGGCGGCCGGAUUCCUUCUUCAAGAACGCAAAAUCGGUGACUUUUCAAACAAUGACGAUACCAAAUCAUUAUCUGUGGCUGUAUAAGGACAAAACUAUACUUUACAUGGUGAAGUUGACUUUAAAACUUUCUUGCGCCAUGAACUUUCUGAUCUACCCUCACGAUACGCAAGAAUGUAAACUGCAAAUGGAAAGUUUAUCACAUACGACAGAUGAAAUGAUCUUUCAAUGGGAUCCUGAUGUUCCUCUCGUUGUGGAUGAGAAUAUUGAACUGCCUCAGUUACAACUCGUUAAAAAUUACACAGCUGAUUGCACGCAAGUCUAUUCCACUGGUAAUUUUACUUGUCUCGAGGUCGUGUUCGUUCUGAAACGACGUCUGGGCUAUUACUUAUUCCAUACCUACGUGCCAACGUGCUUGAUCGUCAUCAUGUCGUGGGUGUCAUUCUGGAUAAAACCCGAGGCCGCGCCCGCCAGGGUCACCCUGGGAGUCACCUCGUUGCUCACCCUGUCCACGCAGCAUGCGAAAAGUCAAGCCUCGUUACCGCCCGUCUCGUACUUGAAGGCCGUCGACGCCUUCAUGUCGGUUUGCACGGUGUUCGUCUUCAUGGCGCUGAUGGAGUAUUGUCUGGUGAACAUUGUCCUCGGCGACUCGGAUACACCGUCGGCGAAACCCACGCCGCCACCACCGCCACCAUCCUCGAGCACCGCAGAUUCGUCUAAGCUCGACAAGAUCUUCGACAUCGCUGCCAAGAAAUCACCAGCUGGCCCACCACCGGGACCAACUCCGGCCCAAAGGGCGCGAAUACGAGCACUGAACAUUGAUCGUUUCUCACGCUUUUUCUUCCCCUUUCUGUUCGCCGUGCUGAACGUCACCUAUUGGAUAAUCAAUUGUGAAAAUAAAAACGGAGGUGUUAUAGGAUCGGUGCAGAGAGGCGAUAUGUCACCUAUGGAGGUGAUGACAGAGCGUCAUAAUCGGCUAGGGCCGACCAUUCCCAAGUCAAGAGGAUCUCACGUGAAGAGACCACAUCCUUGCGAGCAAAGCUCGUGUUAUCCCGCAACCGGAAACUUGCUGAUCGGUCGUAAGGAUAAAUUGAGCGCCUCGUCGACGUGCGGCCUCUCCGGUCCCGAAAGAUUCUGCAUAGUUUCCCAUCUUAAGGAGAGAAAGAAAUGCUUCUUCUGCGACGCGUCGUUGUACAAGCAGCAGCACAAUAUCGAGAACAUUGUCAGCACACCAUUGAGAUGGUGGCAAGCCGAGAACGGAGUAGAGAAUGUCUCGAUACGCUUCGACCUGGAGGCGGAGUUUCACUUCACGCACAUCAUCAUUCGAUUCCAAACUUUCCGACCUGCUGCCAUGCUGAUCGAACGAUCGUACGAUUUCGGGCAGACCUGGCAAGUCUAUCGGUACUUCGCUCACAAUUGCGAGCACUAUUUCCCAAAUAGUUCUACUCAUCAACCCCAAAAAUUAACGGACGUCAUUUGCGAGACGAGAUAUUCUGCUGUGGCACCGUCCACUGGCGGCGAUGUAAUUUUCAGGGUGUUGCCACGAAACUUGGACAUUGACAAUCCGUACUCGAAGGAAGUGCAGAAUCUCCUAAAGAUUACAAAUCUCAGAAUCAACAUGACGAGGCUGCAUACCCUAGGUGACGAUUUGCUCGACGAUCGACCGGAAAUUCGCGAGAAAUAUUACUACGCCAUCCAAGAUAUGGUGAUUCGUGGAUCCUGCUCCUGCUACGGACACGCUUCCCGAUGUUUGCCAUUACCCGGGGUCGUCGACGAAGAUAACAUGGUCCACGGCAGAUGUGAGUGCACUCACAACACCAAGGGACUCAAUUGCGAGACAUGCGAAGACUUUUACAACGAUCUGCCGUGGAAACCCGCGGUGGGCAAACAGACGAACGCCUGUCGACCGUGCAACUGUAACAAUCACACCACUUCGUGUCACUUUGACGAAGCAGUUUACGAAAGAUCGGGAAGAGUGUCCGGAGGAGUCUGCGACGACUGUCAGCACAAUACGCGGGGCCAGAAUUGCGAACAGUGCAAACCGUUCUACUAUCACGACAUGACGAGAGACAUCUCCGAUAUAGAUGCUUGUCAACCCUGCGACUGCGACCUAGGUGGAUCCUUGGACGACGGCAUAUGUGACUCAAGAACGGAUCCUCUCAGUGGAGACGAGUCCGGACGCUGUCACUGCAAGGAAAACGUUGAAGGACGUCGUUGCGACCGUUGCAAAAACGGUUUCUGGAACUUUGAUCCCGACAGUUUCGAGGGCUGUCAAGCUUGUACCUGCAACAUUUUGGGCACCGUCGACAAUCAGGGCUGCAACGUGAUAACUGGCGAAUGCACGUGCAAGCGUUAUGUCACCGCACGCGACUGCAAUCAAUGUUUGCCGGAGUUUUGGGGACUCUCCGAGGAUCGGGACGGAUGCAAACCCUGCGAUUGCGACCCGGGUGGCUCCUACGAGAAUUCCUGCGAUGUUAUCACCGGCCAAUGUAGAUGUAGACCGCACGUCAGCGGAAGAACCUGCAAUCAGCCGGAACAAAGUUAUUAUACCGGCUCGCUAGAUUUUCUUAUUUACGAGGGAGAGUUAUCCAGAGCUACUGACAACUGUCAAGUGGUAAUCAGGGAACCUUAUCGUGACGGCAGGAAUAGCACGUGGACCGGGACGGGUUUCAUGAAAGCCCUCGAAGGCUCGGUAUUGAACUUCACUAUCGACGAUAUUCGCAGAUCUAUGUGGUACGAUGUCAUCUUGCGAUACGAACCGGUGCAUCCGGGAGUCUGGGAGGAUGUGCAAAUCAUUCUCGAGAGGGAUGGUCCGCCGGAUCCUGAUGGACCCUGUGCCGAUUGGAGACCUGACCAGGAUCGUUUGUGGACACAAUUGCCCUUACGUUCGAGAAGCGCUGUGGCACAACCAUCAGUAUGUCUGGAAGCGGGAAAACGAUAUAAUCUGCUGUUGCAACUCCGCAAAUUCACUAGCCACGUGGACACGCCUUCGGCCUCCAUCUUGGUCGAUUCGAUUGUUUUAAAACCGAAAAUAGAUGUGAUACCUUUCUUCAAAGUACCGGGUUUGGGCGAAUUACGUCGUCAGGAAUACGAACGGUAUCAUUGUAACGAGUUCUUUAACGACGUCAACAAAGUGUGGAGUAACUUACCCGACAUCUGCAAAAAGUAUCAGAAUAGCAUCGGCUAUUACGUUUUCGAUGGUGCUCAUUCUUGCGAGUGCAACCCGACGGGCUCCCGCAGUCUUCUGUGCGAGAACUACGGCGGAUUGUGUCCGUGCAAGCCGAACGUGGUCGGCAGACGUUGCGACCGCUGCGCGCCAGGAACAUAUGGAUUCGGGCCCGAGGGAUGCAUCCCUUGUGACUGCGACGGCGUCGGCGCCCUCGACAAUUUCUGCGACGUCGAGACUGGCCGGUGCAAGUGCCGGCCCAACACCUACGGCAGAACUUGCGGCCAGUGCGAGCCCGGUUUCUGGAACUUCCCGCACUGCCAACGCUGCGAGUGCAACGGACACGCGGACAGCUGCGACUCUAAGACCGGAGCUUGCAUCAAUUGUCGAGAUUACACCACCGGACACAAUUGCGACCGCUGCGUCGACGAUUUUUACGGCGACCCGCGAAUCGGCGUGGAUAUACCUUGCAGAGCGUGUCCCUGUCCAGGUACUCGCGAAUCCGGUCAUUCCUACGCCAACAGUUGUUCGUUGGACUCUAUAACGCAGGAUGUGGUGUGCGAAUGCUUCGACGGAUACUCCGGCCCCCGAUGCGAACAUUGCGCUGAAAAUUUCUACGGUGAUCCGGAAAUACCCGGCGGUAGCUGCGAGUUGUGCAACUGCAACAAUAACACCGAUUUACGUCGACCCGGUAACUGCGACCCGCACACCGGUCAUUGUCUCCAGUGUCUGUUCUACACCGAUGGUCACGACUGCGAGAUCUGCAAAGCCGGAUUCUACGGAGACGCCCUUCAACAAGACUGUCAAGACUGCAGAUGCAACGUCCUGGGCACCGACAAAACCGCGGGACCGUGCGAUCAUCGUACCGGACAGUGUCCGUGUUUGCCACAUGUCAUAGGACAGCUUUGCGAUUCCUGCGAGGAGAAUCACUGGAAGAUAGCCAGCGGACAAGGCUGCGAUCCUUGCGAGUGCGAUGCAGUCGGAAGCGUUUCAGACAGAUGCAACCCCUUCGACGGAACUUGCGAGUGCAGGCCAGGAUUCGGCGGCAGACGAUGUAAUGAAUGUCAGGCAAAUUUCUGGGGCAACCCGAACGUGGAGUGUUAUCCGUGCGAAUGCGACGUGAUCGGCUCCGCCAGCCAGCAGUGCGACAGAGAGAACGGAUUGUGCGUUUGUCACAAGGGGAUCGGUGGCGAAAAGUGCGACCAGUGCGAUCGCGGUUAUCACGGCGAGGCACCGCAGUGCAGUCCAUGCGGCGAGUGCUUCGAUAAUUGGGAUCUGAUUCUGGACGGUCUCCGAAACAAGACCAACGCCGUCAUCCAGGAGGCUUCGAGGAUACAGAAAGUCGGCACGACCGGGGUCUACAGUCAGGAGUUCGACGACAUGGAGGAGUCGUUGAACGAGGUCCGGAAUUUGAUCGGCAACACCACCAUCAGGACCCAAGACUUGGACGCAUUGGGCGACCUCGCCGAUGAGUUAGUGGAUGAUAUCUCCAAUUCGUCGAUACAAUUGAACGAAGCGAACAAUCUCUUGGAGUCUCUCAAUCAGCGUGUCAAUCUCGCAGACGUCGCGCUGAAGAAUAUGCGAAACAGGACCAACAGUCUGCACGAAACCGCCGCGGAUCUACGGGAGAACGCCACCAGAUUGCAGGAGGAGAACGUGCAGGGUGCCCUGAACGUGACCCAACAGAUGGCCGAGCAGUCCAGGCAGGCCGAGAAAAUGGCGAACGACACCAGCAACGUACUGGCAGACGCGGAGCGUUUCCGCAAGCACACCGAGAACCUUUUGGCGAAGAAUCGCGCCUCUGUAGACGAAGCGCAAGAGAGGAACAAGGAGUCGUUGACGAAGCUGGACGAGAAGCUGAAGACGUUCAGUACGAAUAUACCUGAACUAAAUCUGCAGAUGUGCGGCAGCAAUGAGACGGAUUGUAGUGUCGUUUGCGGUGGUGCGGGUUGCGGCUUCUGCGGAGGUUUGUCUUGCGACGUCGGCGCGGUUAGCAAAGCCAAUCAGGCUCUGGAUGUCGCCAAACAGCAGGCUGCUAAGAUCAAGAGCCACAAAGACGAGGCCGAGCAGCUGUUGCGUAAUAUGAGUCAGAUCAAGCAAGACGCGACAGCGGCGAGAUCCAACGCUCAAGAUGCCUUCAACUUCGCGUGGGACGCGCGCAAUCGGUCGGACAAGAUCACCAAGGAUCUGUCCGAUAUAACAAAGCGUAUUUGGAGCACUCUGGACGAGGAUCAGCCCACCCCGGCUAUGGUGAGAGAUCUCGCGUACGAAGUGCUAGGGAAGAACAUUCAGCUGGAGCCGGACGAAAUCACGCGAUUGGCCGAUCGCAUCAAAAGUAUCGUCGGUUCGCUCACCGACUCCGAGAAGAUACUCGCCGAUACCGAAGACGAUCUUCGUCUGGCUCACAAUCUCAAGGAACGCGCUAAUAGCGCGAAGGAGACUGCCCUGGAGAAACAGGUUUUAGCAAACAAGGUGACUCUGCUGUUGAACGACGCGCAGACGGCUCAACAUCUGGCGCAGAACGCAAUCGACAAGGCGGAAGCCGACGUGUCCAAGUCUCAGAAAGACCUGGCGGACAUCGCCGAGCUGACAAAGGCCGCGCAGAUCCAAGCCAACAGCACCACCCACUCGGUUGACGCCCUGGACGGUCGUCUGAAGCAGCUGCAGACGCAAUCGGCGAAAAACGGCUUUGUGCUGACGGAGAUCGGCGUGGAAGCGAAGAAGGUCGCCAACGAGGCGCAGCUGAUCGACGGUAAGACGAAGAAACUCGCGGAGGAGUACAAGAGAGCGGACGAGUCGCUCAAUCAGAGGGUGAACAAGAGCAAGGGCGACAUUUCGCGCGCAAAGAGGCUCUUACAGAGAGCCUCCGAGCUGACGGCGGACACGUCGACCAAAUCCAAAGACUUGGACGGCAUGGAGGGCGUUUACAAGGAUAACGAGCGACUACUGACAGAUCUGAUGAACGAGGUCGACGCGCUCACGAUGGAAAUGGAGAGACACCUGGCGGAGAUCGAGCGAAAAUCGCACAGACAGUGUUACGCUUGAAACGAUUUGUCGCAAUUAGUAACGGGAGUAUUUUAGUCUAUUACGUAUCUCUCGAAUGAAUUUCGUCUGUAAAGCAUCCGGAUACGUGCGAUAACGACGUGGCUAUAUUGUUUUCUCUCAGUCAUUAUUAUAUAUUUAACACACCGACGUCCCUCGGCGAUAUAAAAUCGCUCGCUUUACAGGCGAGAUCCUUUCCAGUCCACUUCUUAUUAUUGCGAGAAAUUUUUAAAUCUUUAUAAGAGAUCGGUGCUUUAUACUUGUGCAAUAACUAUGGUUUUUACUCCAAUUUUUAUAUAAACAGAUGCGCAUAUUGCAUAUACAUAUUAUAUACUGUAUAUUACAUAUACAUAUAUAUUGUAUUGCAAUUGCAAGUUAUAUUCUGCGAGAGGUAAAGAGAGAUUAUUAGUGCCAUAAAUGUAAAUGGAGGGGCCAUUAGUAGUUGUAAAAAAAUUGAUUCGUACAUGUAUCAGUUGCAAAAUAUGUCGCUUUGAAGCGAUAAUCGCAAGACGCUACUUCCUCUAUUUUCAUUAGCUUCGUUAAAUUUUCAAAUCCCUCUUUAGCAAACUUUCUAUAUCUUCACAUCAUAAUAACAACAUUUUUUUACCUUUAUAUACAUUCUAUGUCCAUUGAUCUAUGUAUACGUUAUUUUAUAUUAUACUUGGUACUUAAACGAGAAAUAAACUGCAGCGAAGUAUUCCAUAGAUGGUACAGUUAAGAUAGGAGUGUCCCACGUAAUGUAAAUAACUAAAAUAAAUAUAACGCAGAAUUCAGAGAUAUAUCCAUAUAAA